Molecule: messenger RNA, 3067 nt
Organism: Talaromyces stipitatus ATCC 10500
Lineage: Eukaryota; Fungi; Ascomycota; Eurotiomycetes; Eurotiales; Trichocomaceae
Product: GATA transcription factor LreA
Exons: 5
Coding region: 1-2883 (960 amino acids)
Biological process (GO): regulation of DNA-templated transcription
Cellular component (GO): nucleus
Molecular function (GO): zinc ion binding; protein binding; sequence-specific DNA binding
Source: RefSeq, a predicted model, not a curated record
AUGAACCCAUUCGACUCUACGCAAUAUGCCAGCCAACUAUCAUCCCAAGACCACGAACAUGCCCGAAGGAAUUCGUUUCCUGCGCGCACAACAGCCGCAUCAGUUGGAUUGCAUACAGGACAAGGAAAUAUCAACCUCGGAAUAACAUUUGACAUGUCGGCAACUCAAUCAGUUGUCCCACCUCAAGGUCAGACGAACCAAUCAAACCCGCAAACUGCUCGCGUACAACAAACUUCUAUGGAUUUUGGGGCCACGGGAGGUGAUACCAUGGGAACAUAUCAAUUCAACCCUAUGGUCACCCAAGGCAAUGACACAUUGCUCUUUACGGGAAAUGAGCAUAUGUCAAUACAGCAAUUCCAACAGAAUCGAGAAUUGUAUCAAGACGCGGACAGCUUCAGUUUAAAUGCAACCUAUGACCCAACCUCGUUCACACCAGCCAUGGACCCAAUGGCUGCUUUUCAACAGGGUUAUACCGGUACUGUCAAUUUUCAGGAAAACGACAUGACUUUCCCACUUGGGUAUGAUGCUGCGGAUGGUGCUCAACCGCAGUCUUUGGAUAUGCUGUUUGCAAAUUCUACCUUUGUCCCUCUCCCACAGUCGUCGAUGCAACCCACAACCGCGCCAGAACAGCUGAUUACACAACACAAUUGGGUGGACUUGUCGAAUUUUAAUCUGUCUCUACCCGGGCAACGGAUCAAGAUCACUUCCCCGGUCGGAAGUGGCUCGCAACAGAGCUCACUUGUCUCUCUACCACGGCGAAGUCAGAGUACCAGCCAACCUCAAUCCAUGUCACCAUUCAUGCAACAGCAGCCACCCAAAGCUCCAAUUACUUCGCCCUCUUUUCGUAAUCCGUUCAUUCCAUCCGAAGUUGCUGCGUCAACAACACCAAAGCCUGGAGCAGGCAAAGUCGCGUCAGAAUACUAUAACAUAUACUCAAGUAGCGGGUUCGAUAUGUUCGGGAUACUGGCAAAAAUAGCAAGCCGACCAAACCCAGAAAUAGAUAUCGGCGCUGUCGAUAUGUCGUGCGCAUUCAUUCUUUGCGAUAUAACGUCUCAUGAUGAUCCCAUUAUUUACGUGUCCGAUGCUUUUGAGAGGCUUACUGGGUAUACCAGACAUGAAAUCCUCGGUAGAAAUUGUCGAUUCCUCCAAUCACCCGACGGGAAAGUUGACCCAGGAACAAAACGAAAAUAUGUAGAUAACCAGACAGUCUAUCGUUUGAAGGAAAAGAUCCAGGCUCGGGCUGAGGUUCAAGUCAGCAUGAUCAAUUACCGAAAAGGCGGACAGUCCUUUAUGAAUCUGUUGACGAUGAUACCGAUCAAUUGGAAUUCGACCGAUUAUAGGUUUUAUGUUGGGUUUCAAGUUGAUCUCGUUGAGCAACCUCAUGCGGUCACCAAGCGAAAUGCGGAUGGCUCUUACUCGAUCAACUACCAACGGGAUCAGCUUUCUCGGUAUGUCUUGCAUGCGCCUGAAUCGCGAAAGUCACAAACAGCUAUGUCGAGAAACAUCAGUCAUAAUGAGGCUACCUCUAUUUUAAGAACAAUCGGCGCAGGUAUCAAAGAUGGACGAUUCCUAGAUCGAGUCAUACUCGAAAACUCGGACGACGUGAUUCACGUCCUGUCCUUGAAAGGCCUUUUUCUCUAUCUGUCCCAAUCCAGCUCGAAAAUUCUUGAAUAUGAUCCAAGUGAGCUCGUCGGGCGAUCUAUAUCGUCCGUCUGCCAUCCCAGUGACAUUGCUCCGGUCACCCGUGAGCUAAAGCAGAGUACGGCUGGGUCGCCUGUUAGUGUGAUAUACAGAUUCCGACGAAAGAACAGUGGCUAUGUAUGGUUUGAGAGCUAUGGAUCACUGCAUAUUGAGCCUGGUAAAGGGCGCAAAUGCCUAAUACUUGUCGGUCGUGAGCGCCCUGUGUAUGCAUUGGACCGAUCCAGUGUCCUCGAAGCUGGCGGCAUAGGCGAGAAUGAUUUGUGGACAAAAAUAUCCAUUUCGGGAAUGUUUUUAUUCGUCUCAUCUAAUGCACGUGCUCUUCUCGAUAGGACUCCAGCCGAGAUGGUAGGAAAGGGUAUACAAGAAUUCAUGCGAAGCGACUCGCGGGGCGAACUGGGUAAAGCGUUGGAAGUUGCACGAACGGGACGACAGGCCACAUUUAAGCAUGAGAUCAGGCACAAACGAGGUAAUGUAUUGCAGGCACAGACCGCUUUAUUCCCAGGAGACGCUACCCCAGGCACUAAGCCUUCUUUCCUGAUUGCUCGAAUAUAUCUAUUGAAAAAUUCACGGUCGACAUACCUUCAGCAACGUAAUAGUCCGAUAGUCUUAUCAACCACAACCACCAAGCUGAACAAUCGAGCAACAUCAGCAGGGACUAUCAUAAACACUACCACGGCUCUUGCCUCACAAAGCAACCAAAAACCAGCCACGGUCGCGACCGAAGCAGGAUCUCAUGGACUCCCACUAGGCACCCAGGAUGAAGCAAUGCUCUCCGGAAACAAUAUAUUUGAAGAACUGAAAACAGUACGAAGCUCAAGUUGGCAAUUUGAACUACGGCAACUUGAGAAGAACAAUCGCUUACUUGCAGAAGAACUGCAAGGACUACUCAGCCGUAGGAAGAAACGCAAGAGAAAGAAAGGCACCGGACCAUUAGAGAAGGAAUGCAUAAGCUGCCAUACUCGUAAUACGCCAGAAUGGAGACGCGGACCAAGUGGACAUCGUGAUCUUUGCAACAGUUGUGGAUUACGAUGGGCCAAGCAGAAUGGCCGCAUAUCCCCCCGGAAACCGUCUGAUCAAAGGGAUAAAACCUCCAGCCCUGCUUCGGGAAAGGCUUCACCGGGUAGUCUGACAGAUGAGAAGGCACAGUCACAGGUACAGGCACAAGAAAAAGCUGAUAGCUAAUGAUCAUGGCCCACUCCUCUCUACGAUGGCGUUAUAGGUUCUAGAUGAUUUUACGAUACCAAAAAGCUCUUCGUUAGCUAGAUGUUCAGGUUACCUUGUAUAUAUAUCGAUAUGUAUAUUUCAAAAACUGCCCAACUUAACUGAGUAUGUCAGAUCCAGAACGAAUCCAUACAUACAUAUCAUU